This is a messenger RNA of Erpetoichthys calabaricus (reedfish), 2303 nucleotides long. RefSeq names its product PI-PLC X domain-containing protein 1-like. Lineage: Eukaryota; Metazoa; Chordata; Cladistia; Polypteriformes; Polypteridae. The record is from RefSeq and is a predicted model, not a curated record. The coding region runs from base 558 to 1544 and encodes 328 amino acids. Gene Ontology annotation, molecular function: phosphoric diester hydrolase activity. The transcript is spliced from 8 exons. Gene Ontology annotation, biological process: lipid metabolic process.
CGAUCCUGUUCUUGGCAUAAGCGGCUUAAAAAAGACGCAUGGAUGAGUUUAAAUACAGAAGAGCCCCCAAAUAUCUCGAGAAAACACGAAGCGGACUGCACUUCAAUCAGCGAAUUUCUCCAGCAGGCGUAGAUUAUUAUUUAUAAACAGAAUUCCUGGUUUAAUGUAGAUGAUGUUCAGGGCUAAAUUACUAAAGAUAAAGUAGUAAAGACUAUGACUACUAAUAACUUUAAAACUCAUAUUACGAACAUCAAACACCAGUUUUCAGUCAUUCCAGCUGUCAUCCCACGACGAGUACCUGGCUGCAGGAGGGGCCUGACAGCGCGUGUUCUCUCACGCCAAGUCACGUGACGGUACGUCACCUUACGUCACUGUUGCUAUUUGGUCCACCUCGUUUGGUCGCAGCCCGGGAAGAAUGAGGAAGGACGAACGGCUGUAGUAGUCCACAGUUACUAACAAGACAUAGAAGAUAUUGGCUGUGAAGAUCAGAGCAACCAAGUGUAUUCCUGAAACAAAGAGCAUGCCCUACUAUCUGACAGACUAAGAGAUCUAGAAACAUGGCUGCUCUAGAAAAUAUCCCUCUGGUACAUGAUGAGUGCUGGGAAGAAUGGAUGUCACUGCUUCCUCAAGAUCUUUGGGAUGUUCCUCUCUAUAAUCUUGCAAUCCCUGGUAGCCACGAUGCUAUGAGCUACUGCUUGGAUUUAAACUCGCCAAUUGUCACAUCACAGCCUUGGAUCUUAAAGAUGGCAGAUCACGCUUUUCCCUGUAUAAUACGGCCAGUCAUUUUUAAAUGGGCAACCACUCAGGAGGUUGAUAUUGUGGAGCAAUUGAAGGCAGGCAUCCGCUACUUCGAUUUAAGAAUUGCACACCGGCCUAAGGAUGGCUCUCAGGAUCUUUACUAUACACAUGUACUUUUCACAGUAGUCACUGUCUUGGAAGCUCUACAAGAGAUCAACCUAUGGCUAGAGAAUCACAAGCGAGAGAUAAUCAUUUUAGCUUGCAGUCAUUUUGAAGGCAUGACGGAGAGCCUCCAUGAACAUCUUAUUUCAUCACUAAAGUAUAUCUUUGGAAGCAAGCUUUGCCCAGUUAUGGAGGACAUAACUCUGAGAAAUCUGUGGAAGAUGGGGCAUCAGGUUAUUGUUUCAUAUGAAGAUCCAGCAGCUCAGAAACAUCGGGAGAUGUGGCCCAAAAUCCCAUACUGGUGGGCAGACAGUGAGGAUCCAAAUAUUCUAGUGGACUAUUUCGAAAAGAAGAAAGAAUCGCGAAACCCAGGUUUUUUUUGUGUUGCUGGUCUGAACCUUACAGCAAGCUACAAUUACAUUACCAUUCAUCCGUCUCUUUCACUGAAGAAACUCACUCUAAAGUGCUCCUUAUGCCUUAUGGAUUGGGUUCAGCAGCAGACCCCAGGAGAGGCACAUGGCUGCCUUAAUAUUUUUGCAGGCGACUUUGUCACUUCUGGGAAGUUCAUUUCAGAUGUCAUUACCCUUAAUAAAAAACUGAUACAGAGAACAUCCGGACUGCCAGGAACACCACUCCGCUCUUAACGUCUUGCACUUCAGAAGCUGGUCAUGCUGUACUUAUCUACGGAGCAAAGCAGAUUGUUUGACCUGUAAAUCACACAAAGACACAGUGACCGUUUGCCAAGUACUUAUAAUUCACUAUUUAUAGAAAUAUUUUAUAUUGCCUUUUUUUUCAAUUUACAGUACUUCUCCAUAUCUAAACACAUCUAUGUGUUAAAUGCUGUGAAUCUCCACUCUCUGAACGCUUGUGACUUUACACUUUAACGCUGGCAUCUCCCUUUCUCUGCCUCUUCAAGUUGUAGUCUGGUAACACAAGAAAUUCCUGACCAGUGAGCAAUCAAAGUAUUCAUUACCUUUCAACUUUUAUUUGGCACUAGUUUUGUUUAAAUAUUUCUCUUACUUUAUUAUUAUUUACAGGUUGCAUGUUUUUAUUGUUUGGCACUUUUUUUUUUUUUUUUUUUACAGUGGUCUCAAUUUCCUAAUUUUUUUUUUUUGUAAAAUGUAAACACUCCUUAACUAAUCCUGCGCAACUUCCUCCAAGUGUAAUGUUCAGGAGUACCAUCAAGGUUCUUAAAACACUAGAUGCAGUAUUGUUGCAAUUUGUUUUUAAUAACAUACCUUUAUUUUUAACCCAAGGUGGCUUUAGUGUUGUCUGUAUUAUAAUUUUGUAAAUAUAUUGUUCAAGGGGGAAAAUGUAAUCAUAAAAAUAUACAAAUACCACACGGGCAUUGUGCAGUUUCUCUGUGUGAUGUCUAAUAAUAAAUUAUAUUUAUUUUACUCCAA